AUGUGUCGUAUUCUAGGUGGCUUUGCGCCAAAGAUGCACCGCAAAGAGGCUGCUUUGAUUCUCUCACUCAAUGAACGCGGCGUUACAAGAGAAAUCCUCCGAAAGAAGCACCGACAGCUCAUGUUGCUCAACCACCCUGACCGAGGUGGAAGCCCCUACCUUGCCACCAAGAUCAACGAAGCCAAGGAGUUCCUUGAGAAGGAGACUUCAUAA
This is a messenger RNA of Xylona heveae TC161, 213 nucleotides long. RefSeq names its product chaperone J-domain-containing protein. The transcript is spliced from 2 exons. Gene Ontology annotation, cellular component: PAM complex, Tim23 associated import motor. Gene Ontology annotation, molecular function: ATPase activator activity. The record is from RefSeq and is a predicted model, not a curated record. Lineage: Eukaryota; Fungi; Ascomycota; Xylonomycetes; Xylonales; Xylonaceae. Bases 1 to 213 code for a protein of 70 amino acids. Gene Ontology annotation, biological process: protein import into mitochondrial matrix.